GCCAGGCAUAACCCUUUUGGCCUUUGUUUGCAUGGCCUCACAAAAAAAUGGGCAAAAAAAAUACUAUCCACAAUCUAUUUCUGAUAAAAUUAGUGGAUAAGAAUCCCUCUACGCUCGCUUCUUUCACUACAGAACAAAGCCCUUCUUAUUUUUCUCCCCAAUCAAUUGUGUAUUUCUCCAGUUGUGCUGCUCCUACUUGUACAGGCCGUCUCAUAUCAGCCAUGCAACUCCACCCCAUUCUUCAUUCUCCCACCUCCUAGCUUCUGCCCAAUCCAACAGGAAGGAAGAUGGCUAGAUGCCAAGAUGGAACAAUCACAAGCAGCAAACUGGUUGAAGUUUCUCCCAUUGUGGUAAUACAUACAUUCUUGUUAAUUUUCCUUCUUAAGUUAAAACCAUUCAUGAUUUGGAUCUGUUGGUUGUUAAAUUCUUCUGGAGCAUAAGCAGUUGAAUUCAUUUCUGUGGCGACCAAUCUAGAGUGGUUCUGCUUUAAGUUCUGGUGCAUUGUUACUUUACUGUGAGCAACAAGAAGAAAGGCCUUGACCUUGCUUAUUGAUGUCUUGUUUAUCUUAGACAUGAGAUAGUGCCCUUUUCUUUCUCUUUUCAGUUGGGGUGACAGUCUGACGAAAAAGCUUGUGACUCAUUAUGAACUCACAGGACCGAUUUCGCCCAAUCUCCUCGAAUUCACGAGUGCAAUCAUCCUGCCCAUUCUGUACAGGCAAGAAUGAUAGUUGCCAGAUAGUCCGGUCAAGAACAAAGUUAAUGAAUAUUAUGAUCAAAAGAAGGAAGCCCAAAGAAGCGGAAUCUAUAUUCGAUGGUCUAAUGGAAGAUGGCCACAAGCCAACCCUUCUAACCUACACCACUCUAGUUGCUGCAUUGACUCGUCAAAGGCGUUUCAAGUCCAUCCUGUCUUUGAUCUCCAAAGUUGAAGAAAAUGGGAUGAAACCUGAUUCCAUACUCUUCAAUUCGAUCAUCAAUGCGUUUUCUGAAUCUGGAAAUGUGAAGGAUGCAAUGGGAAUUUUCCAGAAGAUGAAGAUCAGUGGAUGUAAGCCUACCACCAGCACUGUCAAUACUCUCAUCAAAGCAUAUGGGAAUGCUGGUCAACCCGAACAAGCUUCAGAAUUGUUGGAGUCAUUGUUGAAGGAAGAAGACGUGAAGCCAAAUGAGAGGACAUACAAUAUCCUAGUAAGAGCUUGGUGUAACAAGAGAAACAUUGAUGAAGCUUGGAACGUGGUAGACAAGAUGGUGGCAUUCGGAUUGAAGCCAGACGCUGUCACAUUUAACAUACUAGCUAGGGCUUAUGCUGAGAUAAGCAUGACGAGCAGGGCGGAAGACUUAUUGUCCGAGAUGCAGAGAAAUGGAUUGGCGCCAAAUGAGCGAACUUGUGGCAUCAUUGUGAAUGGAUACUGCAACGAAGGAAAUAUGGUGGAAGCCUCAAGGUUUGUGUACAGAAUGGAGAAGCUUGGAGUGCAUCCCAAUCUCAUCGUUUUCAAUUGUCUCAUUAAAGGCUUUGUAGAUAACCUGGACAAGGAUGGAGUUGAAGAGGUAAGUUUCUAUACUGAGAAAUGUUACAAUUGCUAUGGCAUUGUGUAUAAGAGCUCCAACCAGCUUCAUUUCUUUGUCGGGUUAAUCGUCACUGAACUUUAGGGUCACUGAUAUAUCACUCUAACAUUUUGUUAGUAUUGAACUUGUCAUUGAAGUAAGUGUGAAUUCGUGAAUAACUGGAAAAACACAACAUAGGGGUAAGGAGAGAGAGUGAUUUAGUUGGUUUGAGGUAAUCGGUUUUGGAACUGGAUUGAAUAUGAAUUGAAAAGGAUUAUCAUGUUAGCUAAUGAGAGUUUCUGUAGACAUUUUUUUGUAAUUACUUAUAUGAUUUGGCUUGCUUAUCCGGAAUUUUUUGUUAAAAACUUUUCAUGGAAAUGGAUGAAGUGACUACUAUAGUUAUUUUAAUUUUCAACGACAAAAAUUACUAUAUUACAGGCACUUGAUGCUAUGGAGGACUACGGAAUCAAGCCUGACGUGGUGACAUUUAGCACGAUAAUGGAUGCAUGGGGAUCUGCAGGUAUCAUGGACCAGUGCCUAGAGAUCUUCAAUGAUAUGUUGAAAGCUGGUAUAGAACCAGACAUCCAUGCAUUCAGCAUCCUCGCGAAAGGUUACGUGCGAGCUGGGGAACCAGAGAAGGCUCAGUCGGUUCUGGCAUCCAUGGGACACUACAGCGUGCGCCCGAACGUAGUAAUAUGCACAACCAUUAUUAGCGGCUGGUGCAGUGCUGGAGAAAUGGACACUGCAAUGGAAGUCUACAAGAGGAUGUGCGAGAUAGGGAUUUCGCCGAAUUUGAAAACGUUCGAGACUCUGAUAUGGGGAUAUGGAGAAGCCAGACAGCCGUGGAAAGCACAGGAGUUGCUGCAAGUCAUGGAGGAGAAACGAGUAUCUCCAGGGAAGAGCACUAUGCAACUCAUUUCAGAUGCCUGGCUAGCCGUUGGUUUAACAAGUGAAGGCAAGAGCAUAGUGGCUGAAGGAGGAGGAGAUGAAGCUGCAAAUUCUAAGGUUGCUGUAGAUACAAGAGAGGAGGAGAUGCCGAAAGACCCAGAUCUCUCGGCCUCUUAUUCCAAGGUGUUGGAGGUGCCUGGAGAUGUUCUGAAAGGUCCAAAUGGAUCAUCAUCUCCCGUUGUCAAGAUGAGAAGCCAGAUGAUUCUGAAGGACCCCAGGUCUUCAUCAGAGGCCUUAUCGCCUAGUUUGAAAUCGAUGUUCUUUUUUCGCGCAUCAGGUUUUGGAAUGCAGCCGCGAGUUAUUUGUAGAAGGCAGGAGCAAAGCCUUUCUUGCAUUCGUGGGAAGUUCACGAGAUCGUGUGGCAUCUUGUCCAUUGCAUGAAGGCUGAACUCAUGUUAGGUGCUUGUGCUGGCAAGGUGUAGAAGAACAGUGCCGGUUGAAAUGAACUUUCAGAAGUGCUUCCUGAAGUUGUAGAUAUACAUUUGUUCUUGUACUGAACCACAGUGCUUAGCUUCCUAUGCCAUUGACUACAAAUGUAGUGUUUUUUAUAGGUAACAAUGCAUUCGAAUAUUUCCUCGAAUGGCCUUGAGGCUAUAUCUGGAUGGGUAGACAUGUUCAUAAAAACUAUAAUGUACUUUUCAUGUACUGAUAUAAAUUUGUGUACUGAUAUGACCAAAAGUCACGUUCAUGUAUCGGAAUGACCAAAUCAUGAAAAUUCAAGGGUCAAAUUGAUCGAUCAAAGAGUUCUUCCACCGCUUCGCUCCUUUCUCCUUCACCUCCUUCAAGAGGCAAAAGCCAUCCAUAAAUUUGAUUGGCAGCCGAUACUAUAACCUGUUCUCCGGUGCUACAGCAAAC
Molecule: messenger RNA, 3342 nt
Organism: Linum tenue
Lineage: Eukaryota; Viridiplantae; Streptophyta; Magnoliopsida; Malpighiales; Linaceae
Source: the annotation of a GenBank genome assembly